AUGUUCACUGAUGUCCAAGUAGAUACCUCACAUUUUCCAUUAAGCGACAAGGUGACAUUACCUCAUCAUGUGUUAGAAUAUUUCAUAAAUUCUACAUCAAAUGAUCCUUUUCAAAAAUCGAAGCCUGUCACAUUAGUCAUCGAAGCAUAUGAUAGAGAAUCCAUGAAAACAUUGCGGAAAACUGUAGUUGGUGUACGUGAAUUUAGUUUGGAAAGCCAAAAUUCAAUUGUUAUACCGUGGUUGGUGGCAUAUAAAUUAGAUAUACUUAAUAUACUGGAUGCUGUUUCCAUCGAUUACACCCUCAGUGAAAUACCUAAUGGAACGUCGAUUCAAUUAGAGCCAAUUGGAAUUGUUAAAUGGGAUAACUUGGUUCGCAAUCCAGAUUCUUAUGCGGAUGAUAAUGUUGAUGGACAACUGUCGUCCAAUUUUAUCGAACACGAUGCACAUGUUCGAACAUUUUUGGAGGCUAGCUGGAACAAUACGUUGACAUCAAUAAUGGCAGGUGAAAUUCUGCUCCUAAGUUCAAGGGAGAACGGUGAGAUAUCUGAAGAUGUGUACAAGUUUAAAGUUCAUAACUUGGCACCCGCCGAGGUUGUAGGCGUGGUAAAUGUUGAUCUAGAAUUAGAAGUCCUGCAGUCAGUUAGAACGAACGGUAAAGACGAUGUAGACUCUGCAGGACAGAAGAUACCAUUGAACAAUACUAUUCAAGAACCAAAUAUAGUUGACGUUGAUAUAGGAAGUGAACUAUCUGUUUUACCUGGUGAAAAUACAAUUUACAGAAUAACGCCCAGCCAGCCAAUCAAGAUAAGAAUAUUAGAAAAUGACGACGACGAAUCAUUUCAGCUAGUACUGGGAAACAUUCAACUCUUGUCUAUAGAUAGCUUUCAGGAAUCAACAUUGGUAUCUAAGAGCGUGGAAUCUAAAGCCGGCAAAAAUAGUGGCGCUGAAAUCGUUCUAGACACUAAUAGUACAUCUUACAUUAGGCCUUGCUUCAUAACAGCUCCCAAGCUACCAGUGUACGCUUUCAGCAUUAGCACUACUGAACAUUCUCAAGGCUUGACAAUUGAGGACGUUAAGGACAACGAAAUACUAUGUCCAACGUGCAAUAAGAAGAUUUCAAAAAAUGCUUACAUGUUACAUGAGAUACAUUGUCAGAGGUCAACUCAAAAAUGUAGACAAUGUCGUAAGAGAUACUAUAAUACUUCUAAAAUACCUGAUACCCAUUGGCAUUGCGAUUACAGCGAUUGUGAACAUUCUGGUGACACUUUCGUAAGCAAGGAAUCCCAUAUCCAAUGGUUCCACAGUCAGAAAAUCUGUAAAGGCUGUAACGAAUCAUUUCCAAGCAAUGUGAGUCUAAGCACCCAUAACCACCUUGAGUGUCCUAUGGCAUAUCAUAUUUGUAAGUUCUGCCAUUUGAAAAGUUUACGAGAAGCAAGUACUGUUGAAUCACGCUACUUCGGAAUAUCUGGCCAUGAGUACAGGUGUGGAACUAAGACAGUUGACUGUUUCAAGUGCGGGAAACCUGUAAGGAAGAUGGAGCUUGAUGCUCACCUUGAAUUGCAUGAGCAUGACCGUAAAUCAAGAGGUAGAAAGCUUACACUAAACAAAUGUGCAAAUACCAAUUGCUACCGUAUUCUGGAGUCGUUUAGUAAUCCUUAUAUACUGUGCGAUGUUUGCUAUGGUCCUUUUUACAGUACUGAGGAAGAUGCAGAAGGCAAAAAGUUCAAGAUGAAACUAGAGAGACGGUAUGUGAUUCAAUUGAGUCGUGGAUGCGGAUUUUCGCAUUGUAAAAACUCGAACUGCAAGUCGUCUGGCCUUGUAACGUUUAACAAUAUGAAGGAACUGUUAUCUCACGUGCAAAACAACUUAUUAGGUCACAAAAUAUACUGGCUAUGCGUUGAUAACCCUACAACAAAGCGAAAAAUCUCAGCUGACAUCCUGUUUGAUGUACUAGGGAAUAAAUAUGCUAUUGAGUGGGUUUAUAAAGCAGUAAACGAACUUAAUUCCACAGAUUUGGAGACCGUUAAAGCAUGGUUGACAAAUAACGCGAUUGCUAAUGAUGAGCUGUAG
Eremothecium sinecaudum is the source of this 2070-nucleotide messenger RNA. Its product is annotated as HBL153Wp. The record is from RefSeq and is a predicted model, not a curated record. Gene Ontology annotation, cellular component: VCP-NPL4-UFD1 AAA ATPase complex. The transcript has a single exon. The coding region runs from base 1 to 2070 and encodes 689 amino acids. Gene Ontology annotation, molecular function: polyubiquitin modification-dependent protein binding. Lineage: Eukaryota; Fungi; Ascomycota; Saccharomycetes; Saccharomycetales; Saccharomycetaceae.